GGCCCGGAAGUAAUACUAGCAGUAUUUUGGGCGUGCAACAGAGAGCUGCGGUUGUCCUAUAAAGUUGUCCUGUACUUUGCGUUCAGUGCUGUAGCAGUAGUUUUAUUAAUGAAUGAUUUAUUGAAUACGCAUUGACCGGACUCUGAGGCUGUGGAGACAUGGUGGGCUUUGACCCGUCGGCUCAGGGUGCAGUCCGCUCCCCGGAGGAGGCAGCCCUGGCCGGGUCAGCUGCUGGGAUGGUGACGCGAGCCCUCAUCAGCCCCUUGGACGUGCUUAAAAUCAGAUUCCAGCUGCAGAUUGAGCGUGUGUCCUCACAGCAGCCGGAGGGGAAGUAUCGGGGAUUAUUCCAGGCAUCCCGCUGCAUUCAUUCAGAGGAGGGACUCUUUGCUUUCUGGAAGGGCCACAUCCCUGCACAGCUGCUCUCCAUCUGCUUUGGCGCCGUGCAGUUUGCCAGUUUUGAGUUACUGACUGAGGCGGCGCACAAGACGACGUCGUAUGACAGUCAGACAGCCGGAGUUCACUUCGUGUGCGGCGGUCUGGCUGCCUGCUCGGCCACAGUGGUGUGCCAGCCUCUGGACACACUGCGGACACGCUUUGCAGCUCAGGGAGAACCCAAAGUGUACAGAAACCUGCGACAUGCCGUGUCCACAAUGUGCCGCUCAGAGGGAGUGCUCACGUUUUACCGCGGCCUGGCUCCCACUCUGAUGGCCGUGUUCCCGUACGCCGGGCUGCAGUUCUUCACCUACAACGUCUUUAAAAAGGUUCUGGCUCCAUCAUCUGACGCUGGGAAGUCUGGAGGAAACUUGAGAAGUCUGAUCUGUGGCAGUGGAGCUGGAGUGAUCAGCAAAACGAUCACGUACCCCUUCGACCUCUUCAAAAAGAGGCUGCAGGUGGGCGGCUUCGAGGCAGCCAGAGUUCACUUUGGACAGGUGCGGAGCUACAGAGGCCUGGUGGACUGCAUGCUUCAGAUAGCCAAAGAGGAGGGUCUCCGAGGUUUCUUCAAAGGCCUCUCGCCAAGCCUGGUGAAAGCGGCGCUGUCCACAGGAUUCACUUUCUUCUGGUAUGAGUUUUUCCUCAAUGCCAUGCGUAACCACAGGGAGCGUCAGAGAACAAAAGACUUGAUUCAAGACUCAAAGGGAAGAUAACGAAGGAAGAGGGAAAAGUAAAAUCGGCUGGAUCACGCACAUCAGAAAACAAACGGGCGCUUUAUUCUUCACUUUCUCCUCACACACAUAUCAACCUGCUCAAUGCUCUGUGCUGUUCUCUCGUGUUUACAUGAAGGAGAAACAUGACCUCAUUUAUUAUGUGUUUGUGCUCUUAUUAUCACAUCGUGUGUUGUUGUUUUAUUUCAGACUGUUUUAAAAAAGUAUUUAAUGUUUCACUCUGAGGGUGGAGGUUUUGGGUCGCCUGCUUUGGGGAGACGUCCAAACUGAACUUUGCACAUUUUAAAUCUUCGGCCUUCAUACCGAAGUUGAUGUUGUUAACUCACAGCGUGUGGAGCAGAAUUAGCUUUGAUUUUAUCGACAGAAACAUGCACACUUUUUGGAUUUUUAAUUUAUUUGAUUGUAAACAUUGUCAGGGUUUAUUGGAUCCGGUGAGUGAAAGGUCAAAAUGCACUGCUCACUGUCCUGCUGAGGGAACCUCUAAACACAGACUGUGGCUGCUGCUCCUUCAUGUCUGUGCAACACUUUCACUUUCAGGUCAUCCUUUUUAUAAAUAAAACUUGUUUUUUUAAUGAA
Labrus bergylta (ballan wrasse) is the source of this 1739-nucleotide messenger RNA. RefSeq names its product solute carrier family 25 member 19 (gene slc25a19). The record is from RefSeq and is a predicted model, not a curated record. Gene Ontology annotation, biological process: thiamine pyrophosphate transmembrane transport. Gene Ontology annotation, molecular function: thiamine transmembrane transporter activity. Gene Ontology annotation, cellular component: mitochondrial inner membrane. NCBI's taxonomy places the organism in Eukaryota, Metazoa, Chordata, Actinopteri, Labriformes, Labridae.